This is a messenger RNA of Phytophthora nicotianae INRA-310, 120 nucleotides long. RefSeq lists its product as hypothetical. The record is from RefSeq and is a predicted model, not a curated record. NCBI's taxonomy places the organism in Eukaryota, Oomycota, Peronosporomycetes, Peronosporales, Peronosporaceae. Bases 1 to 120 code for a protein of 39 amino acids. The transcript has a single exon.
AUGAGCAAUCGGCGUACUCGGACGGAUAACUACCGAGCGGAGAUGCAAGUACUCCUGAAGCACAACCAGAAGGUGAUCAAGCAUAUCGAGACCAGCGAUGCCGAAAAUGUGGCUCUGUAG